AACAAGUCAGAGCCAUUGUCAUGGCCCCAGUGCUUCUCAAAGACAUCCGACAGCUCUCGCCAGACACGCAGACAUACAGCCUGGAAUCUUUCCAUAGUGUCCUGAACGGCUAUGCUCCUAAGUCUACCGCAUACACAUAUGAGGGAAUGAAGGCUCGAACACUGAUUGCUGCCCUCCAUUUCAAUGAAAAUGCCAACAAAGAGCAAGCAACAACAAAGGAUGGAACACAGCAAUGGCACAGCAAGACAUCCAAGGCCAGACAUAGCAUGAUGACUGUGUGUCCACUCAAGAUGGCUGCUACAUUUGAUUAUGUGCAAGAUCUACAAAACAAGGUGACCGAGCUUUGCAUCGAGCACCCGUCAUUUCCAGAAGCACUAGCCCAGGCACCAGAAAAAAUUGCACCAGCAUUUGUGCCACAGAACGAACCUAGGCCCUCCAAAACUGAGCUCAUAGCGGCACACAAGGCACGGUUUUUGAAGUUUUGAUACAUGUAGAGCAGACAAGCAACUGGUGGAGUUGUCAAAAACCAAUUGUUCGAAGGCUACACCAGUAAAUUGGAAAAGCAAAGACACAAACUUCAUGCUCGAAAUGGUUUGUGCUGUACUGAAGCGUGGGAAAGAACAAACCAAGUCGCAUAGAUUGUCUCUGCAACUGAUGCUGCGUGCGUGCAAGGACACCAUAAGGUUUCUACCGACUGGAACGGCUGAUGA
Molecule: messenger RNA, 710 nt
Organism: Dermacentor andersoni
Lineage: Eukaryota; Metazoa; Arthropoda; Arachnida; Ixodida; Ixodidae
Source: RefSeq, a predicted model, not a curated record